UCCCACCCACCCAGACACAUAUAAUCCUGCCAGCCUGCCCCCUGCCAGUCUGACCAGGUGGGGGCCAGAGGAGCCUCAACACAGUGAGACAGCCAGAGCAGGCCAGCAAGACGCCAGCCAGGAGAGAGCGAAGAUCAGAGGCAAGAGGUCCCAGGAGUAGAGCCGGCAGCCAAGGCAGCAGGACCAGGACAUCGUGCGGUCAGGCGGCGAGGCUUGGCCAGGAUGCUGGCGGGCCAGCUCUGGAGAGCUAUCAGCAAGGCGCUGUUUGCCGAGUUCCUGGCCACAGGGCUGUACGUGUUCUUUGGUGUGGGCUCAAGUCUGCCCUGGCCCUCCGCCCUUCCCACCGUGCUACAGAUCGCCAUCACCUUCAACCUGGUCACGGCCAUGGCUGUGCAGGUCACCUGGAAGGCCAGCGGGGCCCAUAUCAACCCUGCUGUGACCCUGGCCUUCCUCGUAGGCUCCCAAAUCUCCCUGCCCCGAGCCGUGGCCUAUGUGGCUGCUCAGCUUGCGGGGGCCACUGUGGGGGCCGCGGUGCUUUAUGGGGUCAUACCAGGAGACAUCCGAGAGACCCUUGGGAUUAACAUGGUCCGAAGCAACAUCUCAACUGGCCAGGCCGUGGCAGUGGAGCUGGUUCUGACCCUGCAGCUGGUGCUCUGUGUUUUUGCUUCCACCGACAGCCGCCAGGCAUCGGGCUCCCCAGCUAUCAUGACUGGGAUCUCUGUGGCAUUGGGCCAUCUCAUUGGGGUCUACUUCACUGGCUGCUCCAUGAACCCGGCCCGCUCCUUUGGCCCCGCCAUCAUCCUUGGGAAGUUCGAGGUCCACUGGAUCUUCUGGGUGGGACCCCUGACAGGAGCUGUCCUGGCUUCACUGAUCUACAACUUUAUCCUGUUCCCUGAUACCAGAACCGUGGCCCAACGACUGGUCAUCCUCAUGGGCACUGAAGAAGUGGAGAAAGUGACAGGCGUGGAGCCCGAGAAGAAAGAAUCCUACUCCAGUUCAGGGGAUACUGAAAUGGGGAAUGUGUGUCAGAUAGUAUAGAACUUGGUCCCUGCCUUCCCGAUUCUGAGAGCCCUUUAGGUGGGCAAUAUGCCUCAUAGGACUAGACUUCAGGUUUUACAGAAAAGUGGGGCUGGGGGUGAAUAAGGGCAGGAAAGAUGGGGAGGCUUGGCCUCUUGUCCUAACAGGGUGGGCAGGGAAUGCCACUCCCUAUCCCUGGCAUUAUAUUUCUGGAUAAAAAGAGUCUGGGGAGCAAAUCUGUUCAGUUUCCUCCUCCUGCAUCUCUUAACGGGACAGAGCAGAAGGAGGCUGGGGGAUUCAUGAUUGUCCUCCCCUUCUUUCAUCCAUCUGGACCCUACUGGGCAUCCUGGGCCUCCAGAACCCCUUGUCUGGGGUAUUGGAACCCAGUCAUCCACUUAGCUUAGACACUAAGAGAUUUAGAGACCUCGGGGAACCCCAACUUCUCACUCCACCCUUGGGGAAAGCCAGAUUUCCCAGAAGAAUCAGGCCCCAGGACAGUCUCUGAGCUCCUCAGCGGUAUACCUCUGCUCUUGGGUAUGGUUUGGGAGCUACCGACCUGCCCUCAGCCUGGGGGCUUCCUGAGGACAGAGACAGCCCUUCCCAAAGAUCUUCAUUCCUCCAAAUGCUCAGGAGAGGACCCCACCCUUGGGAAGCGCUGAUGCCGAGAGGAGCCUUUCCUAGGGCUGGCAGAGGAGCAGCAUAUGGACAAGGGAGGUUUGGGCUGAACAGGCCUUUUCCAGGUGUUUGCCCACCUUCCACCCCACAGCCCCAUUCAUGGGAGCAAUCCGGGGGGGUGAGGAGGGGAAGGGGAGUCCCUAUCCCAGCCCCUAGUCCAUGACCUGGGCCACAAGCUGUGUCCAGCCUCAUUCUCAGUUCUACCAACAUCCUCAAAAAGCUAUUGAGUUAAGUCCAGGGAUGGUAAGUUAAGUCCUUGGUUUCAGGAAUGACCCAAGAAACCAAGAUUUGCGUUCAGUGCCUCUGAAGAACUACUAGGUCUCAAUUGGUCUGCUAUUAUUUACAAGCUGCUGUAAAUAUACUCUCCCCAAGACUUGGGGCCCUACCUGGACCUUGGCUUCCCCAGCUAUAAAAUGGGCAUAAUCCUCCCCCAGGGCCUGCAAUGAAAACAAACAAGAGAUUGGAAAAUGUUUUUGGAAGUUAAAAUGCUUAAAAAACAAACCCAAUAAAUGAUUAUUGUAGCUGUUACUGUAA
Molecule: messenger RNA, 2226 nt
Organism: Suricata suricatta (meerkat)
Lineage: Eukaryota; Metazoa; Chordata; Mammalia; Carnivora; Herpestidae
Gene: AQP6
Product: aquaporin 6
Exons: 4
Coding region: 223-1038 (271 amino acids)
Biological process (GO): transmembrane transport
Cellular component (GO): plasma membrane; apical plasma membrane
Molecular function (GO): water channel activity; nitrate transmembrane transporter activity
Source: RefSeq, a predicted model, not a curated record